AUGAAUGAGAAACUGUGUGCAAAAGUAAAGGAGUACAAAAGUAUCAAUAAAUUUCUGCUAGAAGAAAGAGUAAGCCUUAUGAUAGAUGUUACAGAUCGGGAAAGAAAACUAGACAAGUCAAAUGUGAGCAAUGAUCCUAAAAGUCUAUCUGAAAGUAAUGUCACAGAGAAUGUUUUAACAACAUCUGAAGAUAUUGUAAAGGUAAAGGGUAUGCGUGACACAUGUUCUGUCUCAAAAAGUUUCAGAAUCUCUCAGCAAUCGAGUGAUGGAUCUCCCGUAUCUGACUCGGCAACACCGGAAGAGUCCUCUAACCCUAAUAGGAUUCUUAAGGUUGUCCCAUUGAGGAAAAUUAGCAGUGAAGAAGUAAAGGCCACAAAGUCUAAAACGACACAUGCAAAAUGGCCCAAGGAGGGUAUUCGUAACAAGGGCACCAAACCCUCUUCAUCUGCUACCAUGGAGGAACUUACUAAAGAAGGAUCCAAAUAUGUUGAUAGCACAAUUACAUGGAUUGUUACUCGCAUUUUGAAGGAAAAUCAUCAAGUACUUGGAAUAUCUGUUCCUCUUCAAACCAUAAUGGUUGAUCCCCUCAAAAACACCAGUAAGACUAAAGCUGUUCACACCGUUGAUAGUGACCCAACUGAAGAGGAGAUCAACAAGGAUGGACAAGGUAUUGCUAAGAAUAUCAAUGUUACUGAGGAUGUCAAUGACAUAGAAGAUAAUGAGCACCCUAAGGCAAAUACUGAAACUAGUACUAAUGUUGUAGACUUAGAUGAGUACUUUGACGACGAAUUACUUACCUCCUUGAAUCCUAGUGUAGCCAAUAGGCUAAUGACAGGAAGAAAAGGCAAAGUUGUUGUCCAAAGAUCCCCUAAAAGGAGCACACAAGUGAAAAGCCAUGCCAAAGACACUGUCAGGAAGAAGAGUACUUCUGUUGGUCCUAUCAAGAGCAAAGUUGUAACGAAGAGUACAGGGGUUGGUCCAUCAAAAUCUUGGAGCAAGGUCAUUCCAAAGAAAAGAAAGGAGCGGGAAAUUGUUGAUCCUGAGUCUGAUGUUGAAGUGAAUGUCCCUGACAUCCCAUCAAGGAAGAAGCCUACAACCAACAAGCUUGCUACAAGUAUUCCUGAAAUUCCUAAUGAUAAUGUGUCAUUCCACUAUGCCUCUAGUGCCAGCAGAUGGAAGUAUGUACUCCAAAAGAGAUUGGCUUUUGAAAGGGAAUUGGCUCCAAAUGUUCUUGAGAACAAGGAGAGUGUGGACUACAAAAAGGUGUUUGUGAGAGGUAAGUGUGUAUCAUUCUCUCCGUCUGUGAUUAAUAAUUUCUUGGAAAGAACAGAUGAAGCUCAAACUGAGCUUGAAGUAACAGACAACAAAGUUUUUCAAGUAUUCACAGCCAAGCAGGUAAACAGCUGGCCCCUAAAAGAGAAGCUAACUGCAAGUAAGCUGAGCAUCAAGUAUGCAAUGCUUCACCAGAUAGGAGCAGCUAAUUGGGUACCAACGAAUCACAAGUCCACUAUUUCAACUUUGCUUGGCAGAUUUCUAUAUGUUGUAGGAACAAAGGCAAAGUUCGACUAUGGAACAUAUAUUUUUGACCAAACCAUGAAGCAUGCUGGAAGCUUCAGUAUUAAGGGUCUAAUUGCUUUUCCAUCCCUCCUGUGUGGUAUAAUUCUAGAUCAUUAUCCAAACAUUCUCAAUGAACAUGAUGUAGUGUGCAAAAGAGAAAGUCCCUUGGCAUUUCAUUAUAAACUGUUUCAGGGUAAACAUGUUCCAGACAUUGUCAUGACAUCGGUUGAAACUUCCAAAUCUGGAGCAUCAGUCAGCAAAGCAGAAACCUUCAAUUAA
Messenger RNA from Vicia villosa (hairy vetch), 1836 nucleotides. RefSeq lists its product as uncharacterized. The coding region runs from base 1 to 1836 and encodes 611 amino acids. The transcript has 3 exons. NCBI's taxonomy places the organism in Eukaryota, Viridiplantae, Streptophyta, Magnoliopsida, Fabales, Fabaceae. The record is from RefSeq and is a predicted model, not a curated record.